Messenger RNA from Ictalurus punctatus (channel catfish), 2580 nucleotides. RefSeq names its product smoothelin a (gene smtna). Gene Ontology annotation, biological process: actin cytoskeleton organization. NCBI's taxonomy places the organism in Eukaryota, Metazoa, Chordata, Actinopteri, Siluriformes, Ictaluridae. The record is from RefSeq and is a predicted model, not a curated record. Gene Ontology annotation, molecular function: protein binding. Bases 165 to 908 code for a protein of 247 amino acids. The transcript has 9 exons. Gene Ontology annotation, cellular component: filamentous actin; microtubule organizing center.
CUGCAUGUGGUUUGAGGCAGAAAUUAACAGAAAAGGUUUUGGGUGAGACAGACUUCCAUUGCUUCUUAGCUGCGUUUGUGCGAAAGAAGCAGACGUCAGGCACCAAACAUCUGGGCUGUUCGACUAACUUUGGGAAAAGGAGGGAAAUACAGAGAAUUAAAAAAAUGUCUGCAGUCAGUGCAGGUCCGCUAACAGAGGAACAGCUUGCAGCCAUCCAGGAUGAGCAAGUGCUGAACGACAUGCUGGACAAGGCUACGGAUUUCGAGGAAAGAAGAAUGAUCCGUGCCGCCAUGAGAGAACUGCUGAAGAAAAAGCGGGAGCAGAGGGACAGAGAGCGUGCGGCGCGGCAGGAAAACCUGCGCCAACAGGGUGUGUGUGCGGGACCGAAACCGGCCAACGGCCCUAGCAAUGUUCAGCAACACACACACAAAACAGCUCAAGUGAAGUCUCCAUGUCCAGCACCUGCAGGCUCACUCCCUAAAACAUCGGGAAGUGUGGCUGCUGGAGUCAGAGUACCCCGAGGCUCGGCGCUCGGCGGUCCAAACACCAAAGACGUGAAACAGAUGCUGCUGGACUGGUGCAAAGCCAAGACCGAACCAUACGAGGGUGUGAACAUACAUAACUUCUCGUCGAGUUGGGCCGACGGUCUUGCGUUCUGCGCUCUGGUGCACCGAUUUUUCCCUGAAGGGUUCGAAUACUGCACUCUGGACCCGUACGAUCGCAAAGCCAACUUUGAGAAAGCCUUCAGAACCGCAGAGACGUUGGGCGGCUGUCCUCGUCUGCUAGACGUUGAUGACUUGCUGCGGAUGCGGGAGCCGGAUUGGAAGUGUGUGUACACCUACGUCCAGGAGUUUUAUCGCUGUUUAGUGGAGAAAGGACUCGUCAAGACCAAACAGAAGACCCCGUAACCACAUGUACACACACAGCGCCAAAGGUCUGAGUUUUUAGGGAAGUGAUGAGGCCAGAUCCAGACCAGAGGGAAAGACACACACACACACACUCACACACAUACACACACACACACAUACACACACGCUUACUCAGGAACAGAGACACGCCUCCUUCAGUCCUGCAACAUAAUGCAAGCACCAAAUAAACCAGUCCCCAUCCUGCAGAUGCUGUAAAAAUUGCAAAACCACAUAUGACCACUAGGUGGCAAACUUUAAUCUUUGACUUUUUAUACCACGUUGAAGUCAGAAAUGCACUGUCACUGGUUCCAACUCUGAUCAACCCACAUUUGAGUGUUUUCCCUGCUCUAACACACCCACUUCAACUUGUGCUGUCAAAGGUGCUUGUCCAGGACCAGGGUUGAGAUCCUGUAUACUAUGUUGUAACUAACUAUUGUUGCCUUCAAAUCCUCCUCUGAAGUUUGUGUGUACGAGUCGGGAGGUCGUGAUUACGAUGCUGUGUGUGCUCAGAUGGUUUCGGUCUGAAAAAAAAAAGGAAGGCGUUUUCAAAAGAACACGUCUUUUUUAUAUUAUUUCUUUUUGUAUCAUCAAGACCAAGAAGUUUAUUUUGCCUUUCAGAAUGAAGCGCUGAACAGUUGUAGUCACGUCAUUGCCAUGGCGUUCAAGUCCGCUCACCUAAUGCCAUAUAUCUGACAGGACUUGUAUAGGCAGUAUACAGUAUAUUGCGGUUCUGUUUUUUUUUCUUAAAUAAAGUAUUGCUGUUUGUCACAAUGUGGUUGUCGGACCUGAUGCAUAAAUUACUUCAUUUUCAGUUUCAAGGAAAAGUUCACCCAAAAAUGAAAUCACAACUAUCCCCUUACUUGAAGUAGUCUAGAAGCCGAGACUUGUUCGUUGCAUGAAGUUUUACACUGGAGCUACAAGCAAGUCUAGAUAACAAGUAAUAUUGCAGUGGUGGCUCAGUGUUGGUUAAGGUGUCGGUCUACUGCUCAGAAGGUCAUGACUUCAAACCCCAGCACUCUCAAGCCACCAUUGUUGGACUCUUGAGCAAGGCCCUUAACCCUCAAUUGCUCAAAUGUACGAAUGCAAUAAAUGUAAGUCGCUCUGGAUAAGUGCAUCUGCCAAAUACUGUAACUGUAAAUGAGUAAUAGAAGCUUAUAGCUACCAGUUUCACACUACGUCAACUACAUAGCUGUCAUCUUCCCAAAUACUAUUUUUGGGUCAGUUAUACUGUUUGUACAUAAACAGAUUCUAGAGAACUGGAGCUAUAUUAUCAUCUGAUGUCCUGAAUCUGAUCCAGGUGCUGCAUGAGACAAAACUAUGUUCUGAUGAAGAAAAUGAUUUGGUUUCUUGACGGCUUCUAUGACUGUUUUGGUUCUGCUGCCUUUGAAACGCAGUUUGCACGCUGCUAUAUUUAAGGCUAUAAGCUUCAAUUACUCAUCACCAUGCCCAACUUAUGUCACAGCGAUCUGACACCAGAUAUGUCAACGGACUACAUUUCGGAUAAAGAGGAACAUUGUAUGAAUGUCUUUUUAAAAAUAUUUUAUGAUUAAAAACACUUGGGGGCAUGCUGUUAUUGGAAAAUAAUAAACACCAGGGUGGUGUGAUGCAGCUGGAGACAAACAAGAGGUAAUGGUACCAUCCCAAAUCAUUUUAUUCUUCUUAUACCCAGUUG